Chrysemys picta bellii (western painted turtle) is the source of this 2505-nucleotide messenger RNA. Lineage: Eukaryota; Metazoa; Chordata; Testudines; Emydidae. The record is from RefSeq and is a predicted model, not a curated record.
GUCGGGGGCGGGGCGGGGUGACGCGGCGCUCGCGGCCCCUCCCUUUUUUUCGGGCGCGCGGGUUGAUGACGCCAUUGGGCGGCGCCGGCGGCUCCGGGGUCCUGGGAGGCGGCGGCGGCGGCGCAGGGAGCCGGAGCGAGGCCCCGCUCUCCGGGGGGCACGUCGGAGCCAUGAAGGAAACCAUCCAGGCCAAGAAGCUGUGGGGCCCCGGGCUCCGUGAGCCCCACAAGCGGGAGAGGCUGCGCCUGGCGUCCCGGGACUGGGAGGAGCCCGAGCCCCCGGCCCCCAAGCACGGCGGCUGCUUCGAAGGCGGACGUCGGCUGGCCUACACCAAAGAGCAACCCCCAGGCUUCGAGAGCGAGGAGGAAGGCCAUGCCGACGACUGGGACUUCCCUCGCGUCUCGGGCUGGGCCCGCAGCAAAACCACCGGGGAGAAGGUGGCCAGGAGUGGAGGCCCGGACUGGCCCUUCGCCGGCGGGGCCGAGGGGCGGCCGCCGCUCCUGGGGGCCACCCGGCGGCGCUGCCAGCUGCGGCGGCGCCAGCGGGCCCGGCGGGCUCUCCGCAUGCUGUUGUAUUCCAAAUGCUCCUCCCUGGCCUUCCCCUGGAAGCUGUGGGGCAAGCUGGCCGGCCGGGGGCGCCGGCGGGGCAGCGCCAAGCAGACUCGCUCCUCCCUCUCGCCCGGCUCCCAGCCCGACGACGACCUGAAAGGCUGCCCCCUGGAGGAGGAGGAGGAGGAGGAGGAGGACUGCCAGGGCGGGGCCAAGCCGGGCCCCUGCCCCUUGCGCUUCCGGCCACGCCCCUCGCCCCGAUUGGACUACCACCUGGGCGGGGCCUUCGCCCCCUCGCCCCCCCGGCUCAGCCUGCUGGGGGCACUGAUGGGCGAGGAGCCCGGCUCCACCCCGUACCCGCAGUACGCCCAGCUGCAGCGGGCGGACGGCGCCAUGGAGGUGGGAGGGGAGGACGGCGCCCGGCUCCCAGCAGAGCGUUCGCCCCCCGGGAGCAGGAGAGAGGCACCAACGCUGGACGGGGAGUCAGGCCCCGCGGGCGCCCUGCCCAACGGCUUCGCCUCCCUGGACGGCGACCUCAACACCCUGGCUGCCGCCGCCUCCUCGGACCCCAGCAUUGUCAUCAGCAACGUGUGCAGCAUCGGCGGGGCCCACGCGGUCGAGGAGUUCUUCCAGGCCAAGGACGGGCCCGGGGCCCCCCAGAAAGAGGCGCCCCCCGGGGAGAAGGCGGCACAACACAGCCCCCUGCGGGAGGAACACGUCACCUGCGUACAGAGCAUUCUGGAUGAGUUCCUUCAGGCCUACGGCAGCCUGAUCCCCGUCAGCACGGACGAGGUUGUGGAGAAGCUAGAAGACAUUUUCCAGCAAGAGUUCUCCACGCCACAGAGGAAGGGCACAGUGCAGCAGCUGAUCCAGUCCUACCAGCGCAUGCCAGGCAAUGCCAUGGUGAGGGGCUUCCGGGUGAAUUACAAGCGCCACGUGCUGACCAUGGACGACCUGCAGACGCUCUACGGCCCCAACUGGCUCAACGACCAGGUCAUGAACAUGUACGGGGACCUCGUCAUGGAUACGGUGCCAGACAAGGUGAGACCCAUUCCCUUAGUUUACCUGAGCCAAUGGCAGAGCUCUGUUCUCGCGUGGGGGGGGGUUCUGGAUGUGGCUCACCCUUCACUCCCGUCUCCCCAGAACGUGGCCAGGCAGAAUAACGACAGCGACUGUGGAGCCUUCGUCCUGCAGUACUGCAAGUUCCUGGCGCUGGGCCGGGCGUUCAGCUUCACCCAGCAGGACAUGCCGAAGCUGCGGCGACAGAUGUACAAGGAGCUUUGCCACUGCAAACUCAGCGUGUGAGUCGCCCGCCCACACACCCACCUCUUCCCUUCCGGACGGGGCCACGCUGACACCGCCUCCUCCCCCCGCUCCUGGGGGGAGCACCCCGCACCCCAGACGGACGGGCAGCGGGAAGGGGCAUUAACUCUGUAGCAUUGGAACUGUUCAAACCGGGCUGAGGGAGGCAGCUAAUCCCGGCUCCUCCCGCCCCUGCCAACCAGACUUUUGGGGGACCUUUUUUUACUUGUGGGGGGAGGCAUCCCCCUCUCCCCCUGGUUCUGUAUUAUUUUUUUCAUAUUUAAACCCAGUUUCCCUUGUUACAUUUUGGGGCGGGGGUGGGUGGGGCACGGUAAAUACACCCCCUACCCCUGAAUUUUGGGGACACACCGGCUUUGGGGGGGGGGGAGGAGGGGAGGAGCCAUUUCUACCCAGAGCGGGUGCGGGGGGCGGAGGGGAGAUGAGGUUGGAAUCUCCACCCCCCACCUUUUCUUCUCCCGGGGGGGUUAUUUGUGUUAGUGAAGUUGUAUGUUGGGGGGUGGGGUGGGGGGACAAGUUUAUACACUGGGCUGUGAAAUGAGAAACAAGCAUUUUUUUUUUAUAUAUAUAUAUAUAUUAUAUAUAUAUAAUGCGGCGGCAAAUUGUUCUGGGCAAUAAACUUCCUUUCUUUGGAGAA